GGUCCAUCCAAGCCACGACCAGAGUCCAGAAACCCACCCCGCAGCCCGCAGCCCAGCGCGACUCAUCGAGACGACGCCUCCGACUCUCCCCCGAGCAGCAGCGGCGGCGGCGCAAGCCUCUCCUCCGGCAUGGGGACGCGGGAGGUGUACGAGGAGAAGCUCCGCAGCGGCGCGCAUCUCCACCGCGACCCCACCAUCAACCCCGGCCUCGGCUCGCCCCGCUGCCCGCGAUGCCUCUCCCUCCUCAACCCCACCGCGGGAGAGGGGGACUGGGCCAUCACCUCCGUCCUGCACGACGCCACCGCCGUGGCUGGUUCCGGCGCCGGCGCAUUGCUCAGUGCUGUGCACGGGUUUAACACAGGGAUCCCUUUUGUCCAGAAACAUGUGAAGGGGCCGAAGUGGCUGCAGUUGCUCGUUGGGGUGCCACCACUGCUGUUGUUCUCAGGUGCCAGUGCUGUGUUUGGUGCAUAUGCACUUCCAAGGUUUGCUCAGCUCACUGUGACUUCUUACUAUGCGGCAUCAAGCGGCUCUCACUAUGCGGUUUCCCAGAUCACCCGCCAAAUCGAAAGCGCCCAUUUCUCAGAAUCUGACGAGAAAUCUAGAUGAGUUGUUGCCUUGUUGGUAGUCAGUGUGUUCCAUUGGUGCCAUGUUCAUGGUAUAUAUGAGUAGUAGAGAUUACUGCUGCUGUUGCCUUGUUGCAGUACAGUAUUAGUAUUGCUGUGUUCCAGACACUGAUAAGUAGGAUCAUAUAGUUUUGCUUCUCAUGCCACGUUAAAAUUAAAGUUGUGUUGGUAAAAUCGCAUUCAGCUACGAAUUGUGAUUGAAGAGAACCGAGAUGAUUAUAGUAAGAAUACGCAGUGAAUUGUAAAAAGCAGUACACUAUUUGCAGUCGAGAACAACACCUGUGCGUUACUAUGAAACCAUUAAUUAUUCA
Messenger RNA from Setaria italica (foxtail millet), 934 nucleotides. RefSeq lists its product as uncharacterized. NCBI's taxonomy places the organism in Eukaryota, Viridiplantae, Streptophyta, Magnoliopsida, Poales, Poaceae. The record is from RefSeq and is a predicted model, not a curated record. The coding region runs from base 130 to 606 and encodes 158 amino acids. The transcript is spliced from 6 exons.